CUCUACGUAGCGGCAGAAUAUGUUGUCAAGACUGAGAGUGUCUGCACGAAUUGUGAUUCCUCUUCGAUUCGCAAGAACAAAGCCAGCCGUCGAUCUUUAUCGUGAUCCGCAUUCCAAUCCAGACAGCACAAAAAGCUUGUCACUCGCGGAUAUCAAAGAAUCCUAUGACAGAAUUAAGGAUGGAAUCAUCCGCACUGAUUGCAAACGAUCUGACUACUUCUCAAGGAUAGCUGGAUGUGAAGUUUACUAUAAAAAAGAAAGCAAACAGCGGACUGGCAGUUUCAAGGAGCGUGGAGCUCGCAACGCCUUGCUAUGUCUAUCAGUUGAAGACAGAGAGAAAGGGGUUGUCGUCGGCUCGCAUGGAAAUUAUGCACGCGCUAUGGCAUAUCAUGGAAAUAUGCUUAAGGUUCCAAUAACAUGUGUACUACCGCGCUAUGUAACGCUCAGAGCAAUCAGUCGCUGUAAAGAAUUUGGAGCAAAUGUCAUAGUAAAGCGGACUGGCAGUUUCAAAGAACGUGGAGCUCGCAACGCCUUGCUAUGUCUAUCAGUUGAAGACAGAGAGAAAGGGGUUGUCGUCGGCUCGCAUGGAAAUUAUGCACGCGCUAUGGCAUAUCAUGGAAAUAUGCUUAAGGUUCCAAUAACAUGUGUUCUACCACGCUAUGUAACGCUCAGAGCAAUCAGUCGCUGUAAAGAAUUUGGAGCAAAUGUCAUAGUAAAGGGAAAGAAUGUUGCUGAGGCGAGAAAGUACGCAUUUGAUCUUGCGCAAGAAAAAGGCAGCCAUUUUAUUGAUGGACACGAUCAUAUAGAUGUCAUAGCUGGAGCUGGCACUAUUGCGUUGGAAAUAUUCGAACAGCUGAAGGAAGUGGACACCAUUCUCGUACCAGUUGGAGGUGGUGCUCUUCUGGCUGGUAUCACUACGGCCGUCAAAGAAAUUUCUCCCAAUACAAGGAUUGUUGGCAUAGAAACGAAAGCGUCGCAGUGCUUUACGAAGGCACUCGAAAAAGGCAAACCGGUUCUUGUAAAAUCGAGAACAUCUUUAGCAUCUUCACUGGCAUUUCCAAGAGCUGGAUACAAUUCUUUCAAUAUAGUCAAAGAUAAAGUUGACAUUGUUAGCGUGAAAGAGCAUUAUAUAGCUUUAGCUCAGCUAAGGAUGCUUGAGCAACAUAAGAUUGCUGUCGAAGGAGGUGGAGCCGUGGGUUUUGCUGCAUUGCUGAGCGAUCAGGUCAAAGCAAAGCCAGGAGCAAAAGUAGUGACCAUCUUGAGCGGUGGUAAUGUGGAUUGUACGGUACUGGGACACAGUAUAGAAAAAGGCCUACUUGCUGACGAUCGGCUGGUGUUAGUCGAUGUGUUUAUGCCUGAUCAAGCUGGGGCCGUUUGCGAACUACUGGAUAUCACUGCAAAGACCGGUGCAAAUGUUAAAGACAUUAGCAUGGACCAUAUUUUCCAUCAUUUUGGUGUGUUCACAAUCAAAUUGACUUAUAUUGCGGAAACGCGAGGACGUGAGCAUUCGUUGGAAUUGCAGAGAAUUCUUUCUCAAAGGUAUCAGGAUGACCUCGUUUUCUAUAUGAAGGAGACCAAACGUGCUGUGUAGAUGAUUUUUCUUGUUUUUAAACCCUUACGCAAAAUAUCCAACUGACUUA
Messenger RNA from Cylicocyclus nassatus, 1640 nucleotides. NCBI's taxonomy places the organism in Eukaryota, Metazoa, Nematoda, Chromadorea, Rhabditida, Strongylidae. The record is from the annotation of a GenBank genome assembly.